Molecule: messenger RNA, 578 nt
Organism: Gaeumannomyces tritici R3-111a-1
Lineage: Eukaryota; Fungi; Ascomycota; Sordariomycetes; Magnaporthales; Magnaporthaceae
Exons: 2
Coding region: 1-258 (85 amino acids)
Source: RefSeq, a predicted model, not a curated record
AUGGAAGGGGCGGACAGCGGUUGGGGAUUGAGAAUCAAGACAUACGGUACCCUCGACUCCCCCAUCUCUUCCCUCCAGCUCGGGUUGUGUCUCUACUCGACUCACUCUCUCUCGCACUCCUCGGUCGCUCAAGGCUGUACCAACCUGCGGCAUUCGGCAGGCAACAAAAAUAGCACAAGGGAAGAGGAGGAGGAGGAGGAGGAGGAGAGAAGGGAGGCAGCGGGCAGGACGGCCACCCACACUCGGAGCCGGGGCUAGCUCUCCGAUGCUGCGUCGUCGCGCCUCGCUUGCCCGAAUUCCCCGGCCAGGACAAUGGUCCUGCGAUUCAGAGUGCGAGCGAGGGGGUGAGCAACAUGAACGUGCGAGGCGGGUGCAACUAACGACAGCGUGCUGCCCUGGCCACCUGGUAGGUACCGAGCUACGCUACCACACACCACACCUUGCGCUACACAUAUUGAGCAUGGCGGAGCUAGGUUGGGGGUGUACAGAGAAAUGGGGUUUUCUUUUUCUUUUUCUUUUUCUUUUUUCUUCCCCCUCUUCUUUCCUAGACGGUUGUUGGUAUGUCAUGAAAGUACAAA